AUGGCGCGUACUGUGAAACGCCGACUGCGAAUUGAUCGAUUAAUUACUCCGACUCUUUCUCCAGCAAGUUCGAUGCCUCUAUUGGCUCCUUCAUCAACAUUCUCCGGUGAACGAAAAAACAAGGCAUCAACUCCGACUCAAUCUCCAUCUUCUUACGUCUUUUUUAGAAACUUAUGGCUAAAAUUCAAGUGCAUGGUUUCUCAUUUUCUUUCUUUCUCUUUUUGUUACAAGCCAUUCUAUACUUUUGAAGAAAAAAGCAAAUGGGAAACGAUGAAGGAUAGAAACCUGGAGUUCCAGAGACAUCUGCAGAGUGUGAUGAAGAUUGGGGUCAUUCAAUAUUUUAAAACAUCCAAAUCGGUUACCUUCCAUUUGGCUCUUAUCUUCUAUCAAUUGUUUUAUAAAUUUAUUGACGAAAUGAAGGUGAGGUGUGUUUUGCCAUCUUUGUGGGUCCCACAAGAUCGUACUAUUGAAUGCAAAUCCUGGCAUGUCAAUAUGAUACUGGCCAAAAUAUGCCAGAAUCUAUUAAUAUAUUGGAUUUAUUAGAAAGAUAAUGAAAGAUGGGCUCUGUUAUGCCGAUAAGGUGUUUGAUGUAUUGCCUCACUAAGUUAUUUGAUUUAUUUGUAUUGAUUGUAACAUGG
Lactuca saligna is the source of this 638-nucleotide messenger RNA. Lineage: Eukaryota; Viridiplantae; Streptophyta; Magnoliopsida; Asterales; Asteraceae. The record is from the annotation of a GenBank genome assembly.